This is a messenger RNA of Macadamia integrifolia, 1267 nucleotides long. Its product is annotated as ribosomal RNA small subunit methyltransferase E. The record is from RefSeq and is a predicted model, not a curated record. Gene Ontology annotation, molecular function: rRNA (uridine-N3-)-methyltransferase activity. Gene Ontology annotation, biological process: rRNA base methylation. Lineage: Eukaryota; Viridiplantae; Streptophyta; Magnoliopsida; Proteales; Proteaceae. The transcript is spliced from 8 exons. The coding region runs from base 158 to 1009 and encodes 283 amino acids.
AAUUCUAUCGUGAACCCUUUUCAGAUUAUUUGGAGUUUGAAUCACCGGCACCGCCCUUCAAGUCCAGGCUUUAGCUUCUCUGCUUGCGGGCGGGCAGUUCUGCAUUCCAAACUCCCAACACCGUUAAAGUCCCUUGUGACCAAAGUGCUGAAACCGAAUGCAAAACCUUGUUCCCCGACUACGUUUUAUGGAGAUCCUUUCAUGGCGAAAGGUUUCUUGUCUUCGAGCAUCUUCAAUGGCAGAUUACCCCAACCAGUCCCGUGGUGGUCUCCCUCGCUUCUACUCCGACGUUCUUCCCCCUUGCAAGGGUAACAUUGUUCGAGUACUAGGUGAUGAGUUUUGGCAUAUAACGAAGGUCUUGAGAAUGGGAGUGAAUGAUAGGAUAGAGCUCUUCAAUGGGUCAGGAGGUCUAGUCAAAGGUUGCAUACAAAGGAUUGAUCGAACUGGGCUGGAUUUCAUGGCUUUAGAAGACCCCAAAGUAAUUAUUUCCAAAAGCACUCAGUGGCAUGUGUUUGCAGCUUUUGGUAGUCUGAAGGGCGGUCGUGCAGACUGGCUUGUCGAAAAAUGCACGGAGCUGGGAGCUAGCGCUGUAACACCUCUACUAACUGAACGUUCUCCAUCAAUCACAGACAAUCGAGUUGAAAGAUUACAGCGGGUGAUUCUAGCUUCAGUUAAACAAUCUCAACGGUUGCAUCAGUUGACUCUGAAUUCCCCAAUAAAAGUUGGCUGCCUUUUACCUAUUGUUGGCCAGUCAAAUCUUUCAUUUGUUGCGGCAGCAGAAGCAACACCUCUUAUCAGUGCCCUUAACUUCUCCAGAAAAGAAUCUAGUGGAUUGAUAAUAAUUGGACCAGAAGGGGACUUUACUGAGGAGGAGGUGAAGAUGAUGACCGAUGCAGGUGCUACUGCUGUAGGUCUUGGACCACAUCGUUUACGAGUUGAGACUGCAGCAAUGGCACUUUUGGCAACUCUGAUGUUAUGGUCUGACGCUCAGCAAUCACAAGAUCCUUAAAAUGUUUCUGGGUAAAUUCCUUGAAACUCUCAUUUGGUCUUUUGGAGCCCUUGAAAAAUCCAGGAAUUCUGAGAAUUCUGUUCAUUCCCCACCCCCCCACACCCAAAAAAGAGAAUUCUCACUGAAAUGAUUGAUAAAUGUGACUCGGAUCGAAAAUUUUGUUUCCAGGUGUAUGUAGGGGUGGGGUGGGCUGGACUGCACCUUUUAAGAACUUAGAGAUGUAUUUAUAUUGUUAUUUUGGUGGCAUUUCCAUUUUCA